CACGUCCACAGUGUAAAACGCCUAAGGAAAGCGGUGUAUAGAAUGCGAAUGAUAUAUGUAGAUUUAGGCGGGAACGGUGGAUGGAAAAUGAUAGAAACGGUCUGAAGGAGUCCCAAUACUAUAAGAGGAUAUACGGUGGAUUUCUUCGUGCAAUAUCAUCAGGAACCAAGAUGGCGAAAGGGAUUUUCGUCCUAAUAUGCUGCUGUCUUGGUGCAGUUCAAGUAAUGGCACAAACUCAGCGGUAUUUUUAUCCUUUCGGAGAAGGAAAUCGUGAUGAUUAUUUGAGACAGAGCAAUGAUGUUGCCUCGCCAGCCAUUGAACUCAGGUGGGGCAUACCAUUCUACAACGAGAAGUACUGGAAAAUGUUUGUAAACGACAAUGGAGUGCUUUCUUUUGACAAUCAAUACACGAAAUACGAUGAGGCGCAGCCCGUAUUCCCCAUAGGACCAGAUAUGGAGGAAACGACGGACAGAGAGAGGAUACUAAUAGCUCCGUUUUGGGGAAAUGUUGAUAUGACAACGCGUGGGUAUGUUUACUUCCGACAAAGCACUGAACAAGAACUCCUGGACAGAGCUGCGGGGGAAAUACACACGGCAUUCGUGGAAUGGGAUGAUUUUCAGCCUAAAGUCCUCGUCAUAGCGACCUGGGUGGAGGUCGGAUUCUACGGCAUUGCUGACGGAUUUAAUUUGAGGAACUCGUUUCAAUGUAUCAUCGCAAGUGAUGAAUUCGAGACGUUUGCUAUCUUUAUCUACGAUCAAAUAGACUGGACCUCAGGUACUGAGAGUAAUGGAGGUCCAACAACAGGUAUCGGUGGUACACCAGCACAGGUCGGUUUCAACGCUGGUGACGGUUCGAAGUCGUUCUCUCACCAAUACUCCCGUGACAACACCUUCUUGAAAAACCUCGUCACCGAAUCCAACAUCGAGAUCCCCGGAUUGUGGGUCUAUUACAUAAGUUCAGUGAGCGUCGACAUCGGCGGUUGCACAACGGCUGGUGAGGUGAAGACAUUCCCACGCUUCGACUCUAUGCUUGGCCACCAGUUCCUUUACAUCCAAGGACCAUGCUUCACCCUCGAAGACGACAUCUGGCUCCAGUUUGGUCCUCAGGAAGACCCCAUCGCUCUCACUAACUGUACCUGGAUGAGUUCACAGCGAGCUUGGUGCGUCGUACCUACGUUCUUUCAAGUGGGCCGCAUCGAGACGCGCGUGUCGAACAACGAUGCUAUUACGUUCCCGUACACCGGGGUGUUUGAUAUAGUUGACAUUGGAGAUGUCCCGGCUGGUAUAAAGAGAAUAAAUCCUCAUAGCGAAUCCUGGAUGCUGGCUGACCGUAAGGUAGCAAUUGAAUGGGACCCAAGCUUAAUCAACUACACGCAGAUCAAUAUUGAUUUACUAACGUAUAGUGAAACGGAUGGCGUACCGAGCUGGGAAGAAACUGAGGACAUUGAACAUGACGCCCCAAAUACUGGACGUUAUGAGUGGAUCCCCGAACCUGUCGGGAGUAUCACGCCAGAAAAUGCUGUUGGUGUGAUCAGAAUUACCCGGCGAUACAAAAGAUCCCUGUUCGCUAUAUGGAGUGAUGUUCACUGGCUUGGUUAUAUGAUGAAUGAUAAAUAUCAGCGGAAUCCUGGAGCCUACUCUAAUUUACAAUGCGAGAUAUGGAAUGAAAAGAUGGACAACGAACCGGUUUGGAAUUAUGAUCAGGAUUUGAAUCCAUGUCCGUGCGACCUGAGCCAGGCGCUGGCGGACCGCGCCCGUUUCCGUCCGCUGGAUUUCUGCGAUAUGUCGACAGCGGGUUUCGAUGACGAUGAAGAUUAUUGUUUCCUACGGGAGGGCAUCAAGCAUUGCGUCAUCAACAUCAUUAACAGCCCCCAGAAUGCUGAUUCUGUCUGUUGCUAUGACUACGAGGAAAAUUUGGUUUAUGCGGGCGACAGUUUUUCGGGCAGUUUCUCCCACCGCGUGACUGUGAACGGAGUGCCGCCCUACAAUGCCCCCAAGGCUGUCCCGGUGCUUUCUACUUGGAUAAACGAUAUCAUUCCAUACUACACAUGUUGUGUCUGGGGUGAUCUUUGUGAGUAUUACCAGUAUCACCGCCCCACCAGGGACUGCAGAUGGUACGAUGCCCCUAGAAUGGCCGUUGUAUUUGGAGACCCGCACUUUGUGACAUUUGAUGGCGUUGAGUACAGUUUCAAUGGGAAAGGCGAGUGGACGCUCAUGCGAUCCACGACCGGGGCUCAGAACCGGUUUACACUGCAAGGAAGAACCGAACAGAUGCUGGAUUGGCAAGGAAAUAUUGUUCAGGCUACACGUGUCACCUCCGUAGCGAUGAAAGAGGAAGACAGAGAGAACAUUGAGAUUCAACAUAGUUCAAAGACCAUUCUUCAGGUUGUCUACCAAGGACAGUACCUCAAGAUUGACACACAGACCAGGCUUGCUUUAGAUGGUUUCUACCUCUCGUUCCCGAAGAUUUACGAAGGAGGUAACGUGACCCAGGUCAUCGUCACGUUCCAAGAUUCUGAGAUCGGUAUCGUCAUCAACGGCACCGCCGAAGGGAUGUUCAUCCAGGUCGUCAUCCCCGACGAAUUCAAGGGUUACGUCGAGGGGCUGAUGGGUAACUGGGAUGAGGUACCAGACAAUGACUUGACCUCCAAUGGUGGGACAUCGGUUGACCCGAACGCAACGGCGGAAGUCAUCUACAACCAAUUCGCAAAGUCAUGGGAGAUCAACCCGGCAGAAAGUCUCUUCCUGUAUGAUCAAGGAAAGAACCACGAUUUCUUCCAGGACAACGACUUCGUACCCGCCUUCAAUCCUCCUGACGGAAACCUUCCCACGUACCUCGACACCCAGGUCAUUGUCGACACGUGCGACGGAAAUACGUACUGCAUCUAUGACAUCCAGUCCACCGGUUUCCUUCAACUUGGCAAGGCUACGAAGAAGGCAUACGAUGACUACAAACAAGCGCAGAGGGCGCUGCGUGAUGUGGUGACUUGCCAGUACAUCAGGACACCGAAGAACGGUACCAAGACAUUCCUGAGAGAGAGAAAUCACAAGGUCGGGUCCGAGCUCGAGUUCCGGUGCGACGAUGACUUCAUACCUAUCGGUCCCGAGUACCGUGUGUGCCAACCGAGCGGUGAUUGGAGCGGAGGAGCACAGGAAGAUGACAUCGUCAAUGAAUGUCUAGAGAGUCUAUUAUGUGGAGGAUUGGAGACACCCAUACAUGGUUCCAUCUCGGCCGUAGAUGCCGCUCCCGAGCGCAUCGAGGUCUCGUACAGUUGUGACAUCGGUUACGAACGCUACGGAAACCAGUACCGCCAUUGCCGCCAAGAGUUUGAACACUGGAGCGGCUACAAACCCGGCUGCUACCAACAACUCAACCCGCUGGAGUUGGCUAUGGCCAUCGUUGGUGGAGUGGUAGGCGCAGUACUCAUCGUUGCAGCCGCUAUCUUCAUCUUCGUUUGGGCAGCCAGGAAGGAUAGGAAAGAUGACAGACUCAAGAGAGAAAAAGAAAUGUUUUCGGAUAUCGAAAUGAAAACCACGCCUCAGACCCAGUCAGGCUAUCACCGCGGGCCACCACCCGUAGAGAAAUCAGGUCUGCAGUAUGGUGCAGGGACCAGCCGUGAUCCUUCCCCUUACCGGGCCACUCCAGACCCCAGUCAGUACCGCCCAGUAGCCCAACACCAGGCCCCAUAUCCUCCUGCUGGUGGCCACCCAGCUCACCCACCGGCCAACUACCCGCCGCCCGCCCCGCUCACUCUGCAAGCAGAGGUGGAGCAGGAGAACAAGGGUUAUGCAUCCGAGACUUGGGCUUAAACGUGAUGACAAACCCAUAGGAGAGGGCGCUCUUACCUAGAUUGUUGGCCAAAUGUUGAUUUUGUUUUCCCACUAUGGCCCAAAGUUGGGGAAUAGUCGUUCCUUCCACUGUUUUGAUACAGUUUACUUCGGAAAAAAUAACUGUAUUUUAAGGAGUUAAUAUUUUUCCUAAUUUUAGAGAGUUAUUUAAUAACACCAUGCACCACUCAUUUCAUUCACCAAAUUGGGCAGAGGUGGAAAUUCGAUAUUGCUCUUCAAACUAAUUUUUUUUUAAUAAGUGUUUUAUAAAACGAAUUUUGUUGUAUAUGUAGAUUGUACACUUUUAUUUCAUGUUGCGUUUACACCAUAGAUUUAUAUACAAAAUAUUCCGAUUGAAAAAAUAUUUGUUUCAGUCGCUUUCCAACAUUCAUUAGAAGGAAAGCCAAGAGAUGAGGCCUUAUAAAACCGAACCUUGAACUUUCAAUGAACGAUGAUUUAUUUGAAAAUCGAUGCAACAUAUAUAGUAUCCAUCCACUAAAUCAUGUCUUUCGAAGUGAUUUUUCAAGAGCAAAAUGAAUUCUAAGAGAUGCCUG
Molecule: messenger RNA, 4381 nt
Organism: Lytechinus variegatus (green sea urchin)
Lineage: Eukaryota; Metazoa; Echinodermata; Echinoidea; Temnopleuroida; Toxopneustidae
Product: sushi domain-containing protein 2-like
Exons: 22
Coding region: 81-3809 (1242 amino acids)
Biological process (GO): cell-matrix adhesion
Source: RefSeq, a predicted model, not a curated record